AUGUGUCCAAAUAACACUUUUGAAGUGGACAAUGCUACCGACGUGACCGUUACAUCACAGGAGUAUCGAGGAGUAGCUGUCUAUACCUGCUCACCGGCAUACCUUCCCGAUGCUUCCCCUGUUAGUAACUGCCAGGCCGAUGGGACGUGGAGCAAUCCGAAUUUUACCUGUUUUGCUAUGACAACACCACCUACAGAGCCCCAAACUGGCCCCUUGAGUACGUCUUCUAAACCUGAUGCUUUGUCGUCUACUUCUCCUUCUCCUUCGGCAGGUGAAAUAUCUACACAGCCUUCUGAAGGUGAGCCGCAGCCCAAGCCAAAUGUUGCUGCCAUUGCUGGAGGUAUUUCAGCGACUCUGAUUGUCAUUAUAUUGCUCAUCUUAGCUGUUGCUCUUGCCAGAAAAAGAAAAAGACCUAGUUCGAAAAAUGGCCAAGAGAUGAUCUUAGGAAAUGAACAGGAUUUAAAGCCAGAGGCAAACAAUUAUUCCAUAGUCGACAAUAGAAAGCCUGUGACAACAGCAGGAACAGACAAUAGGGCCUUUGCAGGAGACACCACGGGGAAUGGUCACGUGAAUGUGAUUGUCCAAUCAGAACCAGAAACAAGAAACGCGCCAUCUGAAGAUGAGACUCAAUUUGUUGGCGCAGAUAUAGUGGAAAACGCUCUCUAUGGAGCAAAUGAGUCGGCGUCAGGACAAGGGUCUCGAGAUGGCACGCCGAACGUGCAGUUGCUUGGGGUUGCUGCGAGGUAUGUCGUCACUGAUGAUUUGCCGAUCCCGAAUGUACAACUUGAAGGGGCUUUAUCCAAGUCCAUUCCGACAUAUGGGCGGGUCGAUAAAUCUCAAAGCCAAAUGGUGGAGAAUGAACUGUACGGAGAAACCGACGGAAGUGAUAGACACCAAAUGUAUGAAAAAACUGGCAUUGACCUCAAAGACUCCCCUAAUUUGCAGACUGAAAUGAACAGCGCCCCUAACGAUGGUAUGGUUGAUAACGAGUUGUAUGCCCUUUCUCCUGAUGAUGCAACGUACCAAGAGGUCGAGGAAAAUGGCCAGGAGGUGAUAUUUGAGGAGGACAAUGACAGCAUGAUCGACAAUGCUUUGUACUCCGCCUCUGACGUCACAGGUCACGUGGGCCGUGAAGGCGGAACGGUCUACCAGAACGCCGAAUAUCAUGACGUUCCAGAUUAUCUGGCUGAUAAUGAGUUAUAUAACAUGAAGUAACUUCGCAACCCUCGAUUGCCAUGACAAUAUACAUGUAUAUAAGUUAUUUUACAGAUACUAAUAAAAAGCUUUUAGUUCAAUGAAAUUAACUGAGAAUUUUGUUAA
Molecule: messenger RNA, 1320 nt
Organism: Strongylocentrotus purpuratus (purple sea urchin)
Lineage: Eukaryota; Metazoa; Echinodermata; Echinoidea; Camarodonta; Strongylocentrotidae
Exons: 5
Coding region: 1-1215 (404 amino acids)
Source: RefSeq, a predicted model, not a curated record